Molecule: messenger RNA, 2726 nt
Organism: Juglans regia (Persian walnut)
Lineage: Eukaryota; Viridiplantae; Streptophyta; Magnoliopsida; Fagales; Juglandaceae
Product: protein OBERON 3-like
Exons: 2
Coding region: 98-2587 (829 amino acids)
Cellular component (GO): nucleus
Source: RefSeq, a predicted model, not a curated record
UAUUUGCCAAAUUGUCCUUCUGAACACUAUUUCCUCUCUCUGGCACGUUUCUUGCGGUCUUUCUCUCCCUCUCUCUUCCCUUCGAGUCUUCAAGGUCAUGUUCGGAGAGAAAGAUCUCUCUAAUGGUGCUGUUUCCUGCGAGCGCGACAAUAGUUCUCAGGGAAAGUUCAGUCGGCACAUUUCUGACCGAAGAAAGGAGAACCCAGACGAGAAAAUGAGAUUUUCUGAGAAGGGUAUGGGUUUUCUCAGAGAAUCAGUUACGGGUUCCGAUGGUUUCCGAGCAAAACACCCCAAAGCGGGGACCUCGGGCUCCCAGGAGCUAACUCUCAGCUACCUCUGCGACAGUUCCAAACUGGGACUUUCCGAGAGGGAGAUUCCGGCGAAAAGUUUUCUCAAUACCUUCGAGAAAGUCGCCCUCAAACGCAGAGAACCCGAUAAUUCAAACCAAGAUGAAAAAUGGGUAGAGAGAGAUUUCCUGAAUUUGAACGAAACCAGAGGAAAUUCUUCGAAACAAGAGAUCCAGGAUGAUGUUGAGGGGGAGAAUAUUGUAGAUAAGAAGCCAAAGCUAGAUAUUCUGAAUCUGUCUCUAGCUUUGCCUGAUGUGUCACACUCUAUCAGUGCUCUCAACCCUUCACAAAAUGCCGAUCCUCCGGCUCGGUCGAAGCCUACUAGGAGUAUGCAAUCUUUGGCACCAUCUGGUAACAAUCAGCAAACCACUUGCUCCAAUGAUUUCACGGCGCCUUCGAUGUCGUACUCGUUUUCCCACCCUCUUUCCCACAACCCGAGUUGCUCGCUCACCCGUAAUUCGACGGAGAAUUACGAAUAUUCGGUUGGGAGAGAGGACCAGAUUUGGAAUUGUGGGGAGGGAACUAAUGGUUCGGUUCAUAGUAGGUUUAAGCCCAUUGGCGAUGGGUUAGUGACGCUGUCGAAUCACGGUGGAGGUCUUUUUUCGACGUUGCAGGGAAAUCAGAGCAAUCGUAAUAAGGAAUUGUGUAAUAAUAGUCAUUAUAAGACUACUACGAGCUCGGAUAACCAUUCAUUUUUCCCGUCUGAGCUCCCAGCUAGGCCAAGGUUUGAUACGCAGUCUGGCGAUUCGAGGGGACGGGGUUCGGAGGGGUUGAGGAAUUUUGAGGGUGUAGAUGGUGGUGGGAGAGUUAGAAAGGCUUCUAGACCGGAGAGGAUUAUUCGCGACAUCAUAUCGGAUCCUAUUCCUACGAUGGCUCAGACACUUCAGGAGCUUCCCGAUGACACCGUUGCAUUGGUCAAGGAUUACUUGAAAUGUAUCGUUACAAUGCCUGAGAAGAAAGAGGAGUUAGUAGGACUACAAAGCUGUCUUGAACGAAGAUCCGAUUUUACCAAGGAGACUUUGUCAAAGUGUCACAAGGUGCAGUUGGAAAUUUUGAUUGCUGUGAAAAUGGGACUUGGAAGCUACUUAUCUAGUGAGAUUCGCCUGCCAAUAGCUGAGCUGGUGGAGAUUUUUUUGUACAUGAGAUGUAGAAAUGUGAACUGCCGGAGCAUGCUGCCUGUUGAUGAUUGCGACUGCAAGAUUUGCUCGGCGAACAAGGGGUUUUGCAGUCAGUGCAUGUGUCCCAUCUGUUUAAAUUAUGAUUGUGCAAACAAUACUUGCAGUUGGGUUGGUUGUGACGUAUGCUCCCAUUGGUGCCAUGCGGUUUGUGGCAUUCAGAAGAAUCUGAUUAAACCAGGUCCUAGCUUGAAGGGGCCUUCAGGGACUACUGAGAUGCAGUUUCACUGCAUUGGGUGUGAUCAUGCGUCGGAAAUGUUUGGUUUCGUGAAGGACGUGUUUUUGUGCUGUGCCAAAGAUUGGGGCUUGCUAACCCUGAAGAAGGAGCUUGACUGUGUAUGCAAGAUUUUCAGGGGAAGUGAAGAUUACAAAGGCAAGGAAUUGCAUAUGAAAGCUGAUGAGAUGCUAUCCAAGCUUGAAAGUAAAUUGAUCUCUCCUUUGGAUGCCUGCAACGUUAUUAUUCAGUUCUUCAACUACACAGGCGCCAUGCCUGACUUUCCUGCUUCAGGUGUGGUUUCAAAAGCUUUGGUGGCAACUCAAGCUAUCCUUGGGAAAGAAGCAACGCCUCUUCCGCAUGCCACUUCUCUACCCCCAAUGUAUACUUCAUACAACGCGAGCUCUUCUAGUAUGCGUAAUGAUUUAUUGUCUAUUGAUCUUCGCCAGAGCGACCUCAAACCUUCCAUCAUAAGUGAAUUGACAACAGAGGUUGAUUUCCGGUUUGGUCCAAUGCCAAAGAAAGAUGGGUUCGACAGCUUGGAAAGUUUAGUGAGGAUCAAGGAAGCAGAGGCGAGGAUGUUCCAGAGCAAGGCAGAUGAUGCAAUGAGAGAGGCUGAAGGUUUCCAGCGAAUGAUCAAGACCAGGACUGAAAAGUUGGAAGAAGAGUAUGCUGGAAAGCUAGGCAAACUAUGUUUGCAAGAGACAGAGGACAGACGAAGGAAAAAACUGGAGGAGCUAAAGGUUUUGGAAAAUUCUCAUUGUGAUUAUUACAACAUGAAAAUGAGAAUGCAAGCUGAUAUUGACGGUUUGUUAAAGAGAAUGGAGGCAACAAAGGAGCAAUGGGUGUGAUUUCUUCUUGCUUUUAACGAUGAUGCUAAUAGUGUGUAGUUUGAUCAUGUUACCAAUCUUGGAUUCUGCUUGUAUAAUGAAUGCAUUAUGAACCAUCAUUUCUGUUGUGAAAUUUCAGAACUGGCUUUUCUCCUCUUCA